Andrographis paniculata is the source of this 881-nucleotide messenger RNA. RefSeq names its product probable WRKY transcription factor 40. Gene Ontology annotation, biological process: regulation of DNA-templated transcription. Gene Ontology annotation, molecular function: sequence-specific DNA binding; DNA-binding transcription factor activity. The transcript is spliced from 4 exons. Bases 30 to 881 code for a protein of 283 amino acids. The record is from RefSeq and is a predicted model, not a curated record. Lineage: Eukaryota; Viridiplantae; Streptophyta; Magnoliopsida; Lamiales; Acanthaceae.
GAAUAAUGUUCUGUUGGGUCUGAAAAUUCAUGAUGGAAUUUACAACCGUACUGGAUACUUCUUCUUCAUUGGAUCUUAAUCUCAAAAUCCUCCAAGGCCACCCUCUGCCUCUACCCCUGAAAGGGGACUUGAUGGAAGAGAUAGAAAGGGUGAGGGCAGAGAACAAGAAACUGGCUCAAGUGUUGGCAGCCAUGUCCGAAAGCUACAAUCAGCUCAGAACCAAACUAAUCACCACCCAACACGACAACAAAAGCGACGCUGCCCCGAGGAAGAGAAAAGCAGAAGCCACGACAAACAGCAGCUCGAAAAAUCAUCGAAACAAUAAUGAUAGAUAUAGAGGAGGAGAUCAAUCUUACAGUAGCUCCAGCGACCAUCCCGGCAAGGUCAAGAUUUCACAGAUCCAUGUCCGAGCCAAAGCAUCCGAAGCAGGCCUUAUAGUGAAAGAUGGGUACCAAUGGAGGAAAUACGGGCAGAAAGUGACGAGGGACAACCCGUCCCCUCGAGCUUAUUUCAAGUGCUCGUUUGCUCCGUCGUGUCCUGUCAAAAAGAAGGUCCAAAGAAGCAUCGAAGAUCAAUCGAUCGUGGUGGCAACAUACGAAGGAGAGCACAACCAUCCACACCCCUCGAGUUCCGGCUCCAACCGGGGCUCAUCUAAACCAACAAUCACCCUUGAUCGCGCCAAAGGAAAGGCGGGAACCACUCAAGAAGAAGCAUCAAGCUCAAGAGGGAUACCUGACGCUGAGACGGAGGCCGAGCAACACUUCUUGCUGAAACAGAUGGCUUCGAACUUGACCAAAGAUCCCAACUUUAAAGCCGCGUUGGCAGCUGCGAUUUCAGGGAAAUUCCUUCAGAACAAAAAUGAUAAUAAUGAUUAUUCGUGA